Somion occarium is the source of this 3335-nucleotide messenger RNA. The record is from the annotation of a GenBank genome assembly. NCBI's taxonomy places the organism in Eukaryota, Fungi, Basidiomycota, Agaricomycetes, Polyporales, Cerrenaceae.
GUUUCAGUCGCUUGACAAGGAACUUCUAGCCGGAGUCAAUUCAGGAAUCAAAGAGGUCGAAAGUCUCCUGAAUACCCGCGGUGCGUAGGUAAGUGUCGACAGUGUAUCAGGUCUACUUAUGGCGGAUGCGAACAUACUUCAUAGACCCAUGCUGCUGCGCUCAUGAGCGCAACUCAGUUUCCUGUCAACGAUGACCAUCCUCUGCUGUUGGAACUACAGAGCUUACGUAGUGCGGUAGCUCGUUAUCAAGUUUGCUUACCAGCAUGAAUCACACUCAACGUCUGUCAAGCUCCAAAGACAUUCUCUCGAUACGUCUCACGCUUUGGAACGUUCACAUGCCUUGGAGGUAGAGAACGCGCAGUUGAAGGAAGAGCUUGCUACUCUACGUGCAAACCCUGACUCGACACCUCAUCCGGCCUCGUUGCAAGUCCCUGAAUUGACCCUCGCGCUUCGCAAGCUCUCGGACAAGCUUACGUUCACCGAGGAUGCUCUUCUGACGCGCACAUCCGAGCUUAUACACGCUCGGGAGAUGUUCGCACAAGCUCGGCGCGAUGCCGCCGCCGCCAGCGAACUAAUAAACCAAGCGAGAGCCAGGGAGGAAGCUGCGAAGGAGCGGGAACGCGAGAUGGCUUUCAAGGCUCGCGCUGCAGAAGAGAAAAGAAAGAUGACCGACUUUGUGGUGCAAGAAUAUGCAGACCUCGUAAGGUCGCUACAAGGUCACUCUAGGACCCCAUCGGGCUCCAGCCAAAGCGCUGGUCCUGAUGGCAGCACUUCAAGCUUGACUCUUGUGGAGAGCCUGGCUGAGGGGAAAUCUGGUCUGCAACGCCUGCUGGACGAGUUUAAUGGCGAGUCAGAGAAACUUGCUACGGAGGUUCAUCGACUACAAGGCAACAUCGAGUCUUUAACCACCACUCUUGAUGGUGAACGCGAGGGUUCCCAAGACAUCCGUUCCCAGCUUUCUGACGCCCUUGUUCAAUUGGACAAAUACAAAGCUGAUGAUAAUACCGCCGCCAAGAUGGUGUCUCGCUACAUGAAAUUCUCUCAGUCAACCACUGAUUCAUUGCAGAAGGCCAUGGAUACCCUCCGUGUUCGGCACGCUGCCACGACUUCAACACUGAAUAUUCAAAUUGAACAGUUUCAGAAGGAGCUCCUUGCCGAACGGCGCGAGACAGGUACUUUGCGACGAGCAUUGGAUGAGCUCGCGGAAGACAUCUCGCGGGAGGCGUACGGUCGGCGCCGAGAAAUUUCACUCAGGUUAUCCUUCCUUAGUCGGGAGGAGAGCCUCGCGGAAAACCUUCGGCGUUGGAUCAGGAAAUCCAAAGAGGCUCUGUCGCGCGCCUCAAAUUCGAGUCAGGAGGACGCCAUUGUGAUAGCAUGCAAUAAGAUCAUUGAAGGCGCAGAGACUCUUUUGGAGUCACUUAACGGCCAGCCUACGCUUGAGGACGACUCUCCUGGAUCUAUAGCGAGGAUCAUUGCAGCAAAGGACGCUGUCUCUGUGUUGACGCAGGAAUUACAGUAUGAGACCAAUCGGCGGUUACACGCAGAACUUCAGCUUGCUGGCGUUCAGUCGACGGCUACUGAAGAUCCCGCUCCCAAGGCCGCGAAUGCUAUCCAGGCAUCUUCAAAUAUGAUUAAGGAUACUUCUCAAUCUUCAAAGAUACGUUCUCCGCAAUCAUCUAGCUCAAUAGUGCCAGCUCCGGAAUCUCCUUCACCUGAUCCUCCAUCGUUACUUGCCUCACCUGCCGCUGAUAGCCUGAUUUCACCUAUUUCACCCAACAAGCUGGAUGUGAGGCAGUUGCCCAGCGACAGUCCAUCUCCAGAUACUGUUGUAGAUGAGAUCGUCGCGGAAUCACUCGCAUCCACUAAAGCCCUGUCAGGUACUACGGAUAGGCCGUCGUCAGAGGCCGCCGUAACAACACCUACAGCUAUCCCUGAAAUCCCCACGCUGCAACCAUCACGCCGGAUUGAAAACCAAGACACUCCAACUAUCUCUUUGCCUCUAGAUACAACCAGUUCACAGCUUGAUCAGGUUCACGAUACCCCACCAGAUAUACCAGCAAUCCCUGACAUCGUUGUUGCAGCCGUGGACGCCCCUCGUGAUUCUGUUGCGAUGGGUAUCGAUGAGGGCCCUCCUGUUGACGUAAAGGUCAUUCCUUUUCCACAUCAGGAUGAACCAUCUUCGGAGGUUGAGCAAAUACUAGAUGCACCGCUGCAACUGGUCGCGGAAACGGGUACUGCGUCCGAUACCAUUCAGGCAAUCGUUUCAGUUGAUGUCAAUGCGGUUGGGACUUCAAUCGCGAACAAUGCGGACUCGGCCGUUGACAAUACUCCAGUUUCAACCGAGCGACCUUCCUUACUUGAAGCCCUUGCUGAGGUCAAACAUCGCUACGAUGAUCUCCAACGUGCAUUCCGUGAUUGCCACAUCGCCCUGCGUGAUCUCAAGAAUGAUAUAGCUGAGCUUCCGCCUUCUGCGGAAACGGUUGUCAUUCUGCAAACUGCGGUCGAACGCCUCGAUGACUACAAUGAGGAUGCUAGAGUUGAGCUGGAGAUCAGAGUGUCCGAUGAAGAGCGCGUUCACGUAGGCUACCAGACUCUCCUUUCCGUGCCUGGUGCUAUCUCCGAUGAGGUGGACAAGGAUGAAAUGGAGCAUGAGAUUCAGGCAUUUAUUGAUGGCACGGAUGCCAGCGUAUCCAGAGCAAUGCACCAAUUCGGUCGCAAGCUGGAGGACCUUCAGCACGACAUCGCAUGUGUCAAACAAUCUCUCCAUGAACUGCAAGCUUCGGAAGAAGAGUCUGAGACCAGCUCUGCAACAAAGUCAACAGGGUGGUCCGCUUGGGCAGGCGGUCUUCUCGGUUCCACAUCACCAGUCAGCCCUACACCGUCGUUUGGAUCCGUCAUGACCAGUGCAAAGCUUCGCCGUUCUUCCUCGUCGUCACAGAUGCGAAGAACAGCAAGUGAUUCGUUUUCUGCUGAUCCAUUCGCUAGUCUUGGGCUUAGGAUACCCAUGCCUGCACAUCUCAUUUCCUCAAAGCUAUCGCAUAGUCCUUAUGGCCUCCGUAGUCAAAGACCACGUACCACUUCAGCUUCAGCCAUGUAUUUGCUUGGAAUUGGAUCUCGACGACCUUCGCUUGGGGUGACGCCCACCCCUUCGAGAUCGCCGUCGAUAAAUCAGGUCGUCAGUGCAGUGGAGGAGGUGGCGGAUUCGGAUACUCCAGAAGAAUUGAACUCAGAUGUAGAGUAGAACACUUCGAAUACCAAUGCAUCUAAUAACGUUACAUUCUGAAUGUCAAGAGUCUACGUUUUUCUUAUGCACAGAGCGAUCGUGAACGCCUGCU